CCAUACUCCCCAUACUAAUACUUCAUAGGGCACAGUACAGGCUUAACUAAUGCUUCUGGCAUAUGACACAGGGAAGCGGUCAGAAAACGUGAGGUGAUAACUAAGGGAUCCCCACUCAUGUCUUUCUCUACAUUCUAGUUUAUUAUCUACUGCAAGAACCAAGGCUAGUUACACACAUCUACCGCCCAGGAUUGACCUGUGGAUCCGUGGAUCUCAACACCCUGUUAGAACCUGUAACUCAUCUCUCACUGUGUAGGAGUGUAUACGUCGUUACUGAAGCUGGACUAAAUUAAUCUGAACAGGACCAUGAUGUCUGAUGAGUACUUGGUAGAAUGCAAAAUAGAUGAUGAUGAAAAUGAGGAUGAUGAAGAGAUGAAGAAUAUCCAUUCCUGUCCAACUCCACCAACACAGUUCACUUCUGCAUCCCAGAACUCCCUCAUCUAUGCUGAAAGUAGGGACCCCUUUGGAGUCAACAGUCAUUUGAAGGUAGAUUUCAGUGAUGUUUUGGCAGAGCCUGCAUCCACACACAGUUAUGAUCGCGUUUGGGUGUACAGUGGCAUUGGGUUUGAGGCCGUGCGGAUCUGGAGCUACCGCUGCCUCACCACGCUGUGUGCUGUCCCUGUCUCUUGCCUCUCGGGCUGCCUCUUCGCCCUGCUGGCCUUUUUGCACAUCUGGUGCGUAAUUCCCUGUGUACAAGUGUGUCACACCUGUUUGCCUUGCGUGAGGUCACUGUGGACGAGUGCUGUGAAUAUCUUCAUAGUGCCACUCUGCACGUCGGUCGCUCGCUGCUGUAGUGGCAUUUACAUAUUACUUUCCCAAGACUGAUACAAACGUGAUGAAAGAAUACACUCCAAAACAUCCCAGCCCUUUGUCUUAUGUAUGUCGAUACUUGAUUAUGAUACAAUAACAAUUAUUAAAUAAAUAUAGAAUCUUAUGGUUUAGAGUUAUUUAGAGUAAUCCUUAAACAUAUGUGUGCCACUUGAAUUAAUGUAUGUGAACUUGUGUAAACUUAAUGUUUUAUACCUGUCAUAUUGUAAACAGCAUUAACACUACUAUCAGCUUCAACUAUAGAAAGAAAAUCACACAACUUGAUAUUUUAUCAACUGUUGUAUGCAAGAAAUACACCCCCAGUUUUAAUUUUGAA
Electrophorus electricus (electric eel) is the source of this 1144-nucleotide messenger RNA. RefSeq names its product caveolin 4b (gene cav4b). Gene Ontology annotation, cellular component: focal adhesion; sarcolemma; caveola. The record is from RefSeq and is a predicted model, not a curated record. Gene Ontology annotation, molecular function: molecular adaptor activity. NCBI's taxonomy places the organism in Eukaryota, Metazoa, Chordata, Actinopteri, Gymnotiformes, Gymnotidae. Gene Ontology annotation, biological process: caveola assembly; regulation of cytosolic calcium ion concentration; cell differentiation.